CUGCUGCUCUCCGCCGUCGCUCCCGGGCCGCGGGAUGACACCGCCUCCGCCAGGAUGCGCCGCCCUCGGCGCCCCGCGCGCCCGCGUUCCCAGUCCGCUGGCCCGGUCCGGGCUCCCGCUGCGGCUGCUGCUGCUGCUGCUGCUGCUGCUGCUCUGGACGCCCGCCGCCUCCCAGGGCCACCCGAGGAACGCACCCCGCAUCUCCGCUGUCUGGAAAGGCCGUGCAGGGCAGGACCAUGUGGACUUUGGCCUGGCUGAGCCGCACACGGUGCUUUUCCACGAGCCGGGUACCUCCUCCGUAUGGGUGGGUGGACGCAACAAGGUCUACGUUUUCGACUUCUCCAAGGGCAAGAAUGCCUCCGUGCGCACGGUGAACAUUGGCGCCACGAAGGGGUCCUGCCGGGACAAACAGGACUGCGAGAACUACAUCACGCUGCUGGAGAAGCAGGGUGAGGGGCUGCUGGUCUGCGGCACCAAUGCCCGGCGCCCCAGCUGCUGGAGCCUGGUGAAUAACACGGCAGGGUUGCUUGGUGAGAGGAGAGGCUAUGCCCCCUUCAGCCCGGAUGAGAACUCCCUGGUUCUGUUUGACGGGAAUGAGGUGUACUCCACCAUCCGGAAGCAGGAAUACAACGGGAAGAUCCCUCGGUUCCGCCGUAUCAGGGGUGAGAGUGAACUGUACACCAGCGACACUGUGAUGCAAAACCCGCAAUUCAUCAAGGCCACCAUCGUGCACCAAGACCAGGGCUACGAUGACAAGAUCUACUACUUCUUUCGAGAGGACAACCCUGACAAGAAUCCCGAGGCCCCUCUCAACGUGUCCCGAGUGGCCCAGCUGUGCAGGGGGGACCAAGGUGGCGAGAGUUCACUGUCGGUCUCCAAGUGGAACACCUUCCUGAAAGCCAUGCUGGUGUGCAGUGACGCCACCACCAACAAGAACUUCAACAGGCUGCAGGAUGUCUUCCUGCUCCCGGACCCUAAUGGCCAGUGGAGGGACACUAAGGUCUAUGGCGUUUUCUCCAACCCCUGGAACUACUCAGCCGUCUGCGUGUACUCCCUCGGUGACAUUGACAAGGUCUUCCGCACUUCCUCACUCAAGGGCUACCACUCGGGCCUUCCCAACCCACGGCCUGGCAAGUGUCUCCCAGACCGGCAGCCAAUACCCACAGAAACCUUCCAGGUGGCCGACAGUCACCCUGAGGUGGUGCAGAGGGUGGAGCCCAUGGGGCCCCUGAAGGCACCACUGUUCCACUCGAAGUGCCACUACCAGAAAGUGGUUGUUCACCGCAUGCGCGCCAGCGAGGGGAAGCUCUUCCACGUGCUUUACCUAACCACAGACAAAGGCACCAUCCACAAGGUGGUGGAGUCAGAGGAGCCGGGACACAUCCCCGUCAACAUCUUGGAGAUCCAGCCCUUCCACCGUCCGGCCACUAUCCAGGCCAUGUCACUGGAUGCUGACCAGCGUAAACUGUAUGUGAACUCCCAGUGGGAGGUUAGUCAGGUGCCCCUGGACCUGUGUGAGGUCUAUAAUGGGGGCUGCCAUGGCUGCCUCAUGGCCCGAGAUCCCUACUGCGGCUGGAACCAGGACCGCUGUGUCUCCAUCUACAGCUCCCAAGAGCCAGUGCUGCAGUCCAUCAAUCCAACUGAGCCAGACAAGUGGUGCCCCAACCCGAAGCCAGAACAAGCCCCACUGCAGAAGGUGUCCCUGGCCCAGAACUCUCGCUACUACCUGAGCUGCCCCAUGGAGUCCCGCCACGCCACCUACUCGUGGCGCCACGAGGACAGCGUGGAGCAGAGCUGUGAGCCCGGCCACCAGAGCCCCAACUGCAUCCUGUUCAUCGAGAACCUCACGGACCUGCAGUACGGCCACUACUACUGUGAGGCCCAGGAGGGCUCCUACCUCCGUGAGGCUCAGCACUGGGAGCUGCUGCGCGAGGACGGCGCCAGAGCCUCACAGCUGCUGGGCCGCGCCGGCACCCUGGCUGCCUCCCUCUGGCUGGCUGUCCUGCCUACGCUUAUUCUUGGCCUGCUGGUCCAUUAGGGUCUCCUGGGGCUGGGCAUGCUGCAGGCUUCUGUAGCCCCAGGGCGCUAGAAAAGUCUCACACUCAGAACCGGCUGGGCCCAGGAGCUCCUCGCCCACCACUUUUUCCAGAGGGACCACAGAACCCAACGGGGGACACCAGGCCUGGAGAUGGCCAGCCGCAGGCGGCUGCUGAGCCCCGGUGGGGCAGGGGUGGUGUGGGCCAGAGGAUGAAGGCUCCGACUGUGAAGCUGGGGCCUUGAUGACCCGAGACGUUUAUCUUUUGGAGACUAUUUUUCAAAAACUCCUCCUCAAACUGGUGAAAUGCAAUGAUGCUCUUGGCCUAAGAACCCGUGGGCCAGAGAGUGGGGUUUAAAAACGAGCGUUGGGACCCCAUCUCUGGACCUUUGGGCCGAGGCCUGAGUCCUUCCGGACUCUCUAGGCCCAAAUUGCCCCCUCAUCCUCCCUCCUGCCGUGGCUGGGGGUGGCUAGUGUUCCUGCAGGCCUAGGGCUGCCCUCUGCGGCCCCCUCACCAGCCCUGGGUCUCACUAGGCAGCUGCCUUGCAUGUUUAUUGAAGGAUGUUGCUUUCCGGACAGAAGGACGGAAAAAGCUCUAUUUUUCUGUUAGGCUUAUUUCAUGUGUAGCUACUUCUGACUGCAUCUGUAUGAAAUACCAAAACU
Messenger RNA from Hippopotamus amphibius kiboko, 2698 nucleotides. It is a transcript of the gene SEMA7A, whose product is annotated as semaphorin 7A (John Milton Hagen blood group). Gene Ontology annotation, molecular function: integrin binding; chemorepellent activity; semaphorin receptor binding. Gene Ontology annotation, biological process: semaphorin-plexin signaling pathway; positive regulation of cell migration; negative regulation of axon extension involved in axon guidance. Gene Ontology annotation, cellular component: external side of plasma membrane. The record is from RefSeq and is a predicted model, not a curated record. Bases 35 to 2038 code for a protein of 667 amino acids. The transcript is spliced from 14 exons. Lineage: Eukaryota; Metazoa; Chordata; Mammalia; Artiodactyla; Hippopotamidae.